GAUGAAGCUCACACACUUUUGCCAAUGCCAAAUACUCUUGUUCAUUAUCCUUUAUAGUUCAUCAACCUUUGUGACUUCUCAAGAUUCAUGCUCCUCCAAAUUGGUGCAAAUUCAGCUUCCUUACCCUUUCGAUACAAGUGCACUUCUAUGCAGCCCAGUGUGGCCUACUCACAAUUUCAUCCUUAGAUAUGCUAAGGCUUCAUCAGAUGUGUGGAGCUUCAUAUUCUCAUUCCCUUUGGACUUAAAGGCUUAUGCGGCUAUAGGGUUCUCGAAAGAUGGUAGCAUGGUGGGUUCUAGUGCAAUAGUGGGGUGGAUGCCAUCUCCAGGUACUGGGGGUAUGCAAUUGUACUAUCUGGCUGGAAAAUCACCAAAUGAAGUGAUUCGUAACAAAGGUGACAUUUAUGUUAUGAAUGCAUCCUUUGUCCCAGCAACUGAUUCGCUUGGCUACCUCAUCUUCCAGUUGAAAACCACCCAACCUUCUUCAAAUCUCUUGUUUGCCAUUGGUCCCAAUGGCCAAUUUCCUAAUUAUCCAGAUUACGCCUUGGCCCAACAUGUCGAUCAGACAUCCAUCACCAUAGAUUAUAAUAAAGGUGCUACCGGUGAAAAUUCUAACCUAAAUCUUCGAAGAAGUCAUGGGGUUCUGAACAUUAUGGGAUGGAGCAUUCUAAUGAUAAUAGGAUCCAUGAUUGCUCGCUACUCCAAGCAAUGGGAUCCCAUGUGGUUCUAUUUCCAUGCUUCCAUUCAAACAUUUGGCUUUGUGGCUGGCAUAAUUGGAAUUUUAUGUGGAUUGCUCUUAUCUAAGAAACUCGAUUCUAAAGUCACUCAUCACAGAAAUAUAGCGAUCGUCAUCAUUCUCCUUGGAUUCCUCCAGGUAUUAGCCAUUGUAUUACGACCAGGGAAGGAAUCGAAGAUACGAAAGUAUUGGAAUUGGUAUCACCAUAACGUGGGGAGGAUUUUGAUUAUCUUUGGAGUGCUUAACACCUUUUAUGGACUCCAUUUAGGAGGAGAAGGAUCUAAGUCGUUUAUUACUUAUGGAGUCACUAUUGCCGUUUUAUUCAUUAUCACUGUCGUUUUGGAGAUAAGAAUGUGGAUUAUUGCAAGAAAAGAGACUCGGUCCAAAGAUACAUCAUCAUUCACCAAUCCCUGGAGUUAGCUUAUUAAUAUUUAACAUAUUUGGCUUCAAUCCAACAUCAUUUGUAAUUUUUGAUGUAAUAUGUUGCAGUAGUAGUAUUAGCCGUAUUGAAUCCAGUAUAAACUUGUAGAAAAAAAAUAUUAAA
This is a messenger RNA of Cajanus cajan (pigeon pea), 1277 nucleotides long. RefSeq names its product cytochrome b561 and DOMON domain-containing protein At3g07570. The record is from RefSeq and is a predicted model, not a curated record. Lineage: Eukaryota; Viridiplantae; Streptophyta; Magnoliopsida; Fabales; Fabaceae.